Achroia grisella is the source of this 1185-nucleotide messenger RNA. RefSeq lists its product as uncharacterized. Lineage: Eukaryota; Metazoa; Arthropoda; Insecta; Lepidoptera; Pyralidae. The annotation marks the transcript as partial. The transcript is spliced from 3 exons. The record is from RefSeq and is a predicted model, not a curated record.
AACAUGAAUACUGGAGAAAUUCUUCAUCAAUUACUUAAGGAUAUCGGAAAAAGAUAUAAUUAUGAAGAGCCUAAUAUAGAUUUCAAAGCCAUUUGUAACAAUGGAGCAAAUUAUACUUCAGUAUUGUAUGAGGCUACAAUAUCAGCACCAGAUAAAGAAGAUCUGAAACUGUUUGCAAAAGUAGCUGCCUUAAGUGAGAAUGCUAGAUCUCAAUUACCUAUAAGUUUAUAUGAUACAGAACGCUUCGUGUAUACUGAACUAUUUAAAAAUUAUGCAAAGAUACAAAACAACAACAAGCUUACUGAAAAAGAUAAACUCUUAUGGCCUGAAUUUUAUGGUUGCAAUGCUAAUCUGUACAAGGAAACUAUAGUUCUCGAAAAUCUAGCAGCAAAAGGAUACACUACUUAUGAUAGAUUUAAGUCUAUAGAUUGGCCGUACGCUGCAAAGGCAGUAGAAUCAUUGGCUAAGUUUCAUGCCUUAUCAAUUGCUUACGGUGAGGAAAAUUCUGAAGAGUAUGCCAAAAUCCUUGAAAAUAUGAAACAAAAUCCAGCAGCUAUGGAGCACAUGAAAAAAUCUCUCGAAACAUCAGUCGCCUCUGCUUUAGCUGUAACGAAAGAAGAAUAUAAAGAACGAUUAGAAAAGUACAUAGAAGGCAAUUUUGAUAUUGAAAAAAUAGUAAAAUAUUUCCAACCAGUCGAAAGAGCAGUUUUAACACACGGCGACUACAGACCAAGUAAUUUAAUGCACAAAAUAAAUAACGAUGGAUCCAUGGAGGUGAUUCCUGUAGAUUACCAAACAAUUCUAGUCGGCAAUCCUGUAUUAGAUCUGUUAUAUUUCAUCUUUACGGGAUCAGAUGAAGAGUUUAGAUGUCAAUAUUAUGAACAACUCAUUGAGCAUUAUUAUAUACAUUUGAAUUCAGCAUUACACAAUCUGAAUCUCGACCCUGACAAGCUUUACUCGAAAGAGAAUUUCAAAUAUGAUUUAAAAGAAUUUCUACCAUUUGGACUAAUCUGUAGUAUAUUCACACUACCAAUAAUUACCAUUAACACGGAAGAUGCCCCAAAACCUCAAGGUGAAGAUGGUCUGGAGACUAUAGCAAUUAAUGCCGUCACAAAAACAAGCGCUCUGUACCGUGAGAGAUUUAAUGGAAUCGUAAAUGACUACGUGAGAUGGGGUGUCAUAUAA